Molecule: messenger RNA, 2586 nt
Organism: Sander lucioperca (pikeperch)
Lineage: Eukaryota; Metazoa; Chordata; Actinopteri; Perciformes; Percidae
Gene: slc31a2
Product: solute carrier family 31 member 2
Exons: 4
Coding region: 451-921 (156 amino acids)
Biological process (GO): copper ion transmembrane transport
Cellular component (GO): membrane
Molecular function (GO): copper ion transmembrane transporter activity
Source: RefSeq, a predicted model, not a curated record
CAAUCUCGGCUACGCUACAUUUCUCCAUAGCAUUUCUCGGCUAAUAUUAGCUAACAAUUGAUAAUGCACAUUAUGGUCAGUUGUACUCGCCCUGCUACAUAACAGCUCCGUUUCCGGACGAGUUAAAUGGGACAUGAAUCGCUACUAUUUCGGUUAUUUAGUCGCACUGGGUCUUCGUUCCCAUUUGCUGAAAAACUCCAUUAACCGUCAGCCCAUCUGUUUAUUGUCUGAAGUCAGGAGGUCGCCUCCUCCUCAUUCUGCUGGCGCUGCAUUAACUGUAGUAGCUGGGUCACUGGCUGCUGCUACUGCUGUUGCUGUUGCUGUGGUACAUUUAAGAAAUUGUUCCUACUCGACUGAACACGAACAACUCUAGCCUGUCCCGUGAGUCGUCUAUGAUGAGGAACUGAAGUCAAUAACUGUGGUUUUAGCGUGUGCGCAACCAAGUUCACCAUGAUGUCCAUGACUUUCGGGGUGUCGAGCAGCGUGACGCUGCUGUUUGACUUCUGGGAUGUGCACGGGCCGGCAGGGAUGGUGCUGUCGGUGAUUGUGGUCUUUCUGCUGACCGUCUUCUACGAGGUGCUCAAAGUGUGGAGGGUGUGGCUGGGGCUCAGCUCUAAGCUGGCCCAGUCUGAGUCUCCGUACGCCGCACCCCCAUCCGUCCGCAGCGACAGCAUCUCCGCCCUGGAGAGCAGCCCCUCCGAGUCCUCGCUGACCCCCAUGCAGGCACCCCCUCCCACUCCGAACACCAGACACAGCUGGUUGCUGCACAGUAUCCAGACAGUCCUCCACAUGCUGCAGGUGUCUCUGGGCUACAUGCUGAUGCUGUGCGUCAUGUCCUACAACACCUGGAUCUUCCUCGGGGUCAUUGUUGGCUCUGUCCUCGGUUAUUUCAUCUCAUUUCCUCUCCUGAGUAAGAUCUGAUGGUAUGGACAGUUCAGCCAGAGGAUGGAUUUUUUCCAUCCUCUGGCUGAGUUAAGAGGAUCUCCUGAUACCAAAUGGGGAAACUACUUGAUUGACUGAUUUCAGCGUGUUGCCUUGGGCUAGUAUUUGUGAAAAUUUGAACACUGGGCUGGAUAUGGAAACUGAAAUAUUCAUGCACAAACUCGGCCUCGGGGAAAGAAAAAAAAAUGUAACUCGACAUACAAAGUUCUAACAUUUGUCUUUGACCAUUGGGACAGUGUGUAUGAUUUGGUUCUUUUGUGUUAAAGGGGACAUAAUGUUCCGUUUCUGAGGCACAGUCUUGCUAAUCUUCUCAAACAGCAAACAUCUAAGUGAGCGAUGCAUGUGAAAAAUGGAGUGCUGCUUGCUUAAACUCUUCUUCUUUUGUUUAUUUAUCCUAAAAUGCAUUGGAAGCUAACACAGCAGAGGUGCAACACUCAGCGACGGAAAGUCACGCGGAGCUUGUGGCAUAUUACGGUUUGUUUCUGUAAUUUUCUGUUUUCCUGGUCAACCUUGACGGACAUUUUUUUUCUAACUACUACACAGUUCCCUGUAUUUUACUAAACAAUGACACUACAGGUGAUCAAAAUGUUUGAGAUUUCUAAUCAGUUAUAAAAAGGAGAGCUCUGGCUUAGUUGAUAAGACACUGUUACUGUACAGUAGCUUUAAAGUGGAACUCAUCCUGAAGACUUUUGUGUUUUUGACUGCUUAAAUAAGUAGUGUUGAAAACAGAUUUUUCUGGGGUUUGUGUGCAGUGUUUUGGAUUGAAAUCUAAAAUCCUUACAGUCAGAUGUCAUAAGACAGAGCUCAGAUUCAGGAACUGAAUCAUAUGAUUGUAGCUUGUUAACUUCUCUAAUCUUGGCUCACUAACAGAUCAGUCAUUCUCACACGUAUACCAGGGGACAGUGAGAGGUGAUCAUGUGGUUCUGUGGCAAUCAUUGACAAACAACGAACCUGCAGAGAAAAGAGUCUCGCAACUGACAUUUCAGAUGUGUUUUCUGUUGUAUUUCAACAAGUAUGCUCUUUCCUUUCGAUAUUGAGUAUUUUUACUAGUUUUACAACGGAUUCAUAUAGAAACAUGUUCAAAUAUGUCUUGACGACUUGAGAUUGUUAACUGUUAAAUAUCAAUCAAUUUCUUUGUGAUGGUUACUUGUCACAACAACUUGGUUGACAAAAAUAAAGAAUAAAAUUGAUGACAUUGUUAUUGUUAUUCAUCCAUUUAUAUAUAUAAUUUCGAGAAAAGCAUGAAACAUAAAAGUUGAGCUGCUCACACCAAACAUACAGGUUUUUAUAAUAAACAGGAGAGGGUGACGGUCAAUGGUCCUCCAUUGGAAGUAAUGGGUCUGAAUCUAAAGGCAGAAAACUCAAAAUGUGCUUUGGAUACGGUGGCAGUAGGCCAUUUCACAACAGGACACUGACUCAACCCUAUUGAGAGGUGGAAUCACAGCUCUCCUCUCAGCAUUUAACAGCAGAUUGCAGCUUGGUGUGUUGAUGCACAAAAGUGAAACUGACGCUGACACCAAAAAAAUGUGGUGACACUUUUCCCUUAACUCCCUGGAAAAAAAACUGAUAUUUAACUGCAGAAUAAUGAAAAAAGGAAAUGAAGUCCUGGAAAGGACUAUGUAAUUUGGUACUAAUUAUUAUUAU